Ogataea polymorpha is the source of this 5094-nucleotide messenger RNA. RefSeq lists its product as uncharacterized. Bases 1 to 2715 code for a protein of 904 amino acids. NCBI's taxonomy places the organism in Eukaryota, Fungi, Ascomycota, Pichiomycetes, Pichiales, Pichiaceae. The record is from RefSeq and is a predicted model, not a curated record. The transcript has a single exon.
AUGGACUUCUUUAAGGACAUUGUUUCCAAAACGCAGACAAUCUUGGAUGGGUCGACAUCGUCGAAGCGACUGGGAAAAGACGAACUUCUAUGCGCAGAAUUUCGGCUCCCUGAAGGCGAGCGAAUAGUGGACGAGGCGUCCGUCGAAGUGGUCCUUAGCCCUCGGCACCUGGGCCAGCCCCACGCUUCGGAGAGCUCGGUCGUUGUUUUCAGCGGAAAACUUACCUUGACAAACAACUUUCUUACAUUCAAAGAUUCCUACGACCCUGUGGCAUGUUCAUUCGUGAUUGAGCUGCUAAUGAUACAGAAAAUCCAAAGACUUCAUCGUUCCUUCGAUUUUACAAUUCAGUUGCAUACAACCAGUGAUUUGGAGUUCACCAUACAGUUUUUGGGCAUAAGGUCACAGGCAGAGCGUUUCGGACAGAACUUGACACGGUCUCUCAAACAAAAUGUCAAUGAAGUGUCGAGAAUGAACUUAUUUUUGAUGGGACUAUAUUCCGAGUAUCUCCUGUACAAAAACAAAUCAUCCAGACUGAAGAUAGAUGCGCCCCCAACUGGAGGGCUUGGAUGGGUGUUCAAGUUUCCUGGGAACGCGCAGAAAAUGAAUGACAGACUAAAAAUGAAAAAAUGGUUUGACUUCUUUAGAGAGUACGGACGCAAUUUCGCAUUGAUCAAAAACAUACCAUUCUACAGGCUUGUCAGUUACGGUCUGCCAAACAAGCUGCGAGGAGAAUUAUGGGAGACAUGUUGCGGGUCGAUAUACCUUCGAUACAAGUAUUUCGACGAGUACAACAAACUACUGGUGGACUUUGACGGUAUGAAAUCUUUUGCAAUUGAGGAAAUCGAAAAAGAUCUCAACAGGUCCCUACCUGAAUAUCCAGCAUACCAAACGGAGGAGGGCAUCAACAGGCUUCGAAGAGUGCUGACCGCUUAUUCUUGGAAGAACCCUGAUAUUGGAUACUGCCAAGCUAUGAAUAUAGUCACGGCUGCCCUUUUGAUUUACAUGUCUGAAGAACAAGUUUUCUGGUGCCUCUAUGUUCUCUGUGAGAGAAUCAUUCCAGGGUACUACUCACAGACAAUGUACGGCGUUUUGCUUGACCAGAAAGUUUUUGAGGCUCUUGUGAAGAAGACGAUGCCUAUACUUGGAGAUCAUUUUGCCAGACAGGAUAUUCAACUAUCCAUUGUUUCUCUACCGUGGUUCCUUUCAUUCUUCCUCAACACUAUGCCGCUGGUAUUUGCAUUCAGAGUUGUGGACAUGCUGCUUUUGCAUGGCCCAAGAACAUUGUUCCAGGUUGGCCUGGCGAUUUUGAAAGUCAAUGGCGAAGCGUUGUUAAAUUGCGAGGACGACGGCGAGUGUUUAGCGGUCUUCAAAGAUUUUUUCAUGACGCUUGACGAUCCAGAACCUUCUCUUGUGAACCCUGAAAAGAUGAGAAGCAAGUUCGAUAACUUGUGGGAAGUCGCAUUUCGGGAAUUCUCCGUGAUCGACGAAAAGUUGAUUACGCAGUACCGCUCGAAACACAAAAAUGAGGUGUUCCAUGGAAUAGAGAUUUUUGUGAAAAGGGCUGCUAUUAGAAACUUGCCCAAGACUCCUAACUUGAACAACGAGCAACUGUCCAACAUUUACGACCGCUACUACAAUGCUCUGAUUUUGGAGAACAAUGCUGCUAUCGGCAGAGCCAAUCUCACAAUGGAUUACAACUCGUUUGUAAAAUUCAUGGCUCAUUUGGUUGACUGGGUUGAUCCCGACACAGAUCCAGCCCAGGCUCUGUUUCUACAAAGGCUCUUCACUGCAUGGUCUAAAGGCGAAGACCAUCUCACUUUGGAGACUAUCGUUCUUGGUAUCAACAAACUGAUUGACAAGGAUAUCAUGAACUCGCUCUCCAACUUCAUUGAGCUAUACGAUGAUGGGUCAGGCAAGAUUCGUAGCGAAUCUGUUCUGCAACUUGCAGAGGAUCUCAUUUUUGUGACAGCUCCGUGGAGAAACGGAUAUAUUUUUGACGAUAUAACCAACAAGGAGAUAGAAACCGAGAUUGCAAAGAAAAUUAUUGAACGGAAAAGACUUCUCAAAGAGCAAGGAUUAGACGCCAACGAUGAGGAGAUCAAGCUUCCGCAAGAAGUUCGUUUUAACGAGGAGAAAUGGAAGAACAAACAGAGCGAGAGAUAUCUCGCUUCAAGCUCCAAAUUCUUAAAAAUGGCAUUCCAAUAUGCUCAGGAAGAACAGGAUCCACAGGCCCCUCUUAUCGAUCUGGAAGAUGACGAGUCAGAGAAACUCAAACAUAACAAGGCUCUUGAUCCCUCCAAUCCAACAUAUAUCACGCCAUCUACUUUCAGAAUGAUUAUUUUGGCGGACGACACGUACGAAUCAUUUUUCCAACAUGACUUUUGGAAAUCGUUCCAUGUCAACGAUAAGGUGAACAGAAGCCUUGGUGUGGUAAACAAUUUGCGAGGCAUUUUCACCAACUUCUUAGCCGACGGCCGCAGGGUGGCCAACGAGGUGCGCAAGAGAAUGGAUGACGCUACAAAGUCGGUUGCAACAUCUGAACAGAGCUCUGUCACCACAAGAACUUCGCGAGCACAAACAAUGUCAUCAUACAAUGAAGAAGAUGAGGAUGACUUUGGCAACUUCCAGUCGCCCUUGAACGAUGUUUUCAACGAACUAUCGAUAGGCGGAACUAAAGAAACACAGGAAAGUAAGGAGAAGAGUCCGGAUCAAUAGUGUUCAUUGUAUUAUAGAUUAGUUGCAUAUAUGUAUAAUAUAUUGCAUGCUCAUUUGUGCUUCUAGUGCUUGGCGUUCUUGCCAAACAAUUUGCGGAGCUUGCCAAAUCUCUUCUUCUUCUCUUCAGGAGCCUUGCCUUGUGCAACCUGCUCACUAAAGAACCUUUGUUGUGCUGGCUGUUGCUGCUGCGUCCGCGGUUGCUCUGCACUAAUACUUCUCAGUGUGUUCCGAGAUGGUUUGCCGUUGAGUUGUCCGUUUCUUUCCUCAGCGUCGGAAUCAUAAUCGUCGAAACGCGAUUUGUAUGGGGCCUGAUAUAUCUGUGCUUGUUGUUGUUGAUCCUGAGCAGAUGCAAAAGCGGGAUCAUCUCUCAACGUGAACCUGUUGGCUCUUCUGGCCUCCUGGUUCUUUUCAAAAGAUGAGGUCCUCUCAAGCUUCAUACCAACCUGUUGUACAUAUUGAACAUUAAGAAUAGAUUCGCGGCGACUUUUUCUCUCGUUGGCUUUUUUGUAAAGCUCAGCCGCACGCAAUUGAGCUUCUGACUUUGGUGCAGCCUUGUACUCGUGCUUCUUUGUCGGAGUGGCCUCAAAGUGUUGCGGAUUAUGAUGUUGUGCGGCUCGCGUAGCUGCUGCUAGAUGCGCUGGAGUUGAGCUGUUGGACGGCAGACCGCCAACAGAGUCACGCCUGCCUCUUGGCGGGGUCGCUUGGGUUGUGCGCAGACUGAGCCGCAUACCUUUGUGCUCGUUAGGAGGUUGCCUGGCAACCCUUUCUGGCUGGGGAGCUCUCUUAUGCGAUGGAGAUGCUCGUGGUUGCUGCGACAGAUUGAGAGACGAAGACGAAGCCAUUGCGUUCAGUCUCGUAUUCUCUGCUGUGGCCAGCGAAAGGUAGGCAGAGGAAGAAACAGACACAUCAUUCACCGACAAUCUAGAAGAACUGUUGGUGUUUUUAAGAACCGACUUUCUCUUUUGUGUCUCAACAGGUCUAGGCACUCUUUCCGCCGUAGCACUUAAGGAGCCAUCAAUGUCUUCCAAUCUGCUGAUGGAUGGUCUCUUGGGCGAGCGAGCCGGAAUAUCUGGAUCGCUGGCUGGCUGCGGCGCAGCGGAGAUCUGCUCCUCUGACGACCUCUGGAACCCAAGUGUCGGUCUCAGUCUUUGCGCCAUCGUCUGGCCCAUGUCCUGUGUGGUAUUUGAAGUGGCAGUGUCGCUUUCCUGGAACGUGCGGUCAGCACUAGCGUCUGUCACCAAAGACUCAUCUGCAUUUUCUGUAGUUCCCGAAUGUUCUUUCGCGUCUAGAUUCUCAGUAAAACCACCCGUGUAUCCAUCGACCAAAGCAACCUCGUCAUAGCCAUUGGAGGAUCCUGAAAGAGAUGCCUUAGAGAAACUCGACGUGUCCAGCGGAUUUUGAAUGGAAACCGACUCGUUGGACACGGAUACCAAUGAGUGGGCAGCUUCCAGCUCCUGUUGUUGUAGCACAGAUUGUAGUAUCUCCUGCUCUUUCUGCCUGACUAGUUCCUCCAGCUUCUGUUCAGCUAGCUCCCGUUCAUCUUCAGGAUAAUGAUUAGUCUCCUCCGAUGGAACGUCAUGUGUCCCUGCAGGAUCAAGCUUCACAUCAAUGGUAUCAGAUCGAGGCGGGACAUUAUGCUCUGCAGCUUCUUGCCUGUCCUCAGACUCGUUUUCCACAAUAGUAGGACCAGCGGACAUUUGAGUCUUUUGCGUAUACAUGCCCUGCACACUUUUCUUUUGUGAGGGCAGUGGACCUGACUUUGCUGCAAGUCUCUGGUUUCUAGCCCGACUCGAUAAGGAGUUCAUGGAUGCAGAACGGGCCACUAUUCUGCGGGCAUUGGCAGAUUGCUGGGCGGGUUGGUCUGCAGGAACUUCAAUACAAACAAGACCGUGGGCUGAUGGAACCCAUUUUUUCACCGUAUGUGGCGUAGCGGAGGCAGCCGAAGACUCCAUGUCAAAUCCUUCGUAAUGCGCGCUGGGUCCAUUGAAAGAGCCCUUAUGACGAAGGGGCUGUUGAGUGCGAGGCCUGGCGCCUGUCAAACUCUGUGCACGCUUCGGUCCCGCAUAGGACGACCUUAAAGGUCUUGUUUGUGCGACUGGCGAACUUGGAAUGUUUCUGAGACUGCCUGACCGUACAAUAUGCCUGCUAGUGUUCGAAGUGAUACUAGAGGCGCGCGUGGAACCCAAGAGACUUGCAGCACGAUGUGCCUGUGAGUUUCUUUGUGGUUGCUUAGGUAGAUUCAAAGGGCCCGGUUUGUGGUCGUUCUCUUUUAAGGCCUUGCCAAUCACCGUAGCUGCAGCCAGUGCUCCCGACGUUGGGGCCGCCGGAGGCUGCUGAGCAGGCCUCGAAAGUCUUCUAGAGGAAAACAUAUUCGAGUUG